CGCCGCGCGUCGCUAUGGAGUCCCAGAACCAGGAGAUCGUAGCGAGUGGCUCGCCCGCCGAGGUGCCGAACGAUCCAGGGAAAAUGUUCAUCGGCGGCCUGUCUUGGCAAACCAGUCCAGAGAGCCUUAGGGAGUAUUUCACCAAGUAUGGAGACAUCACAGAAGUCAUGGUCAUGAAAGAUCCUACCACGCGACGAUCAAGGGGCUUUGGAUUCAUCACAUUCGCAGACCCCGCGAGCGUCGACAAAGUGUUAGCGCAAGGCAAUCACGAGCUGGACGGCAAGAAAAUCGACCCAAAGGUAGCGUUUCCUAGGAGAACACAUCCAAAGAUGGUGACGAGAACGAAGAAGAUAUUCGUCGGGGGAUUAUCGGCGCCGACGACGCUGGAGGACGUCAAAAAUUACUUCGAACAAUUUGGCCCGAUCGAGGAUGCCAUGCUGAUGUUCGACAAGCAAACCAACAGGCAUAGAGGCUUUGGGUUUGUCACGUUUCAAAGCGAGGAUGUCGUCGACAAAGUCUGCGAGAUCCAUUUCCACGAAAUCAACAACAAAAUGGUCGAGUGCAAGAAGGCACAGCCGAAGGAAGUGAUGCUCCCAGCGAAUCUGGCGAAGACGCGAGCGGCCAGCAGAGGCGCAUACGAUUUUAUGUGGUCUCUGGGAGCAUUACCUGAUGGUUUCCCAGCGGCGUACGCGGCAUACGCGGCGGGCCGCGGCUAUUCUGGGUACCCUAGUUUCGGAUUACCCUACCCGACAGGAGUGCCAGCGGUGUACUACCACGGAACAGGAAGUGAGAAUGCAGGCCGCGUGUAUACGGAGGCGCCGAUGCAACACGUCCAACGCAAUGCACUCCGGAAGAAAUUGGAUCUAACCAAUGGACAGCUCACCCCAAACAACAACACGCCCUUACUUACGCAAGCACUUUCUGUGAUGAACAACUACCAGGCGGCCGCAGCGCAGGCCGGAUUCCCGCCGGCGUCGCCGCAUGCGGCCGGCGGCCACGGUGGGCCUCAGGGCCGGUCUUUCCCGGCGGCCAAUUCGCCGGGCCCGAUUGACAUGUACAGCUCGGGCGCCGCAGCCGCAGCAGCAGUCGCAGCCGCGGAUUCCGUCGCAAGCUACGUCCAGGCCGCAGCUAGCCCGCAGCCCCCCACGACCGCGUUCCCCGCGAUCGCCGUAUCCCGUGCCCCGCUCAACUACAGUCCCGGGCCUCUCAUACCGGCGGCGUUCACUAAUGGCUACCAUUGAGCCUUGUUAAGACCUAAUAACAGGAUGGACGAGACGGCAGAACGCAGCACGGUCGCCUGAUGACAUUAUAAGCAACGGAAGUUUUGAAGCAGCUAAAUACAGUGGAUAAUCUCUGGACGAAAAAGAAAACACAUAUAUACACGACUACUGCAAAUGACGAUCGAAAGUUGCGAUGCAUUAAAAAAAUAAAAAAGAAAAAAAAAUAGAUAAUAUCGAGUAGAAGGCAACAAUCGAGUAAGAUCCAAUCGAUGCAACUUCAAAGUCCAGGUUGUAGACAACUGGACGUAAUAUUACGCGAAUAUCGACAACGCAUUAAGGCGAAGAAUUUAGACCGUUAGUCGGAUCUACGGAGGUUGGAUGCAGCUUAUAAGUAAAUAGAGAUGAAAAGCACGAAGACUGCUGAAGAGGAAAGGGAAGCUGAGGCGGGAGAAGACUACGCACGUCCAACGCACGUCCAGAGAAGAUCAGAGAGAAAUGAUGAGAGGAGAGCGACAGGAAGACCGACCGUCAGACGGAAACAGAAAGAGAAGACAACGCGCGCUGCAAUAGGCUUAGCUGUGGCCGAAACUGCGUAUUGACGCCAGCCCGUUCUCCGAUAUUAAAAAAAGAAAUAAUAAUAUAAUAAUAAUAAAUUAAAUUAAUAUUAUUAAUUGCUAAAUAUUU
Molecule: messenger RNA, 1904 nt
Organism: Dinoponera quadriceps
Lineage: Eukaryota; Metazoa; Arthropoda; Insecta; Hymenoptera; Formicidae
Gene: Rbp6
Product: RNA-binding protein Musashi homolog Rbp6
Exons: 16
Coding region: 15-1241 (408 amino acids)
Cellular component (GO): cytoplasm
Molecular function (GO): RNA binding
Source: RefSeq, a predicted model, not a curated record